GCCAUUGUUGUGACCCGACGACAGUGUUGGUAUUUUGAGGAGCCAAAAUUUCUGAGAAGAUUUCUGCUAUUUUCUGUGUGUUUCAGAUGUAACAGUGGUGGAUUGAGGCGGGCCUAAGCUUUAACACAUGGGACAGAAAAUUACCUAGUGAACACUCUCUAAGAAUCUCAUCCUCAGUGGACAUCUCAUUGAGGCCUUAACAGAACCUGACAAACAUGAGCUACUACGCAGGAAACAUACCUCCUCCAGAGAAGAGUGGUAUGUUCCCGCCAGGGUCCUAUCCCCCCUCAGCAGGUACCUACCUGCCAGCACAGAGUGGUUUACCCCCAGGGCCUCCCCAGCCCAGCUACCCAGCCAUGACACAGCAGUACCCAGGGGUUCAGCCCUACCCUCCCAGCAACGCAUACGGCUCCUCACAGACAGGCUACCCUGCCUCGACGCUUGGCGCCACCCCAGCUGGUUUUCAGACUAUGGGCUACUCUUCUAUGCCCUCCAUGAGUAACCCCUCAUACCCCAGCACCCAGGGCUACCCGCCCAACCCCCAAGCUGCUUAUCCAGCCUCCCAGGUGCCCACACAGUCCCCAUAUGGCUCAGCCGCGCUGCCGCCAUCCAAUCCAAUGUACCAGAGCCCUGCCUAUGCUGGUCUGUCUAUGCCCGGGGGUGCAGGUAGAGGUUACCCAGGUAUUCCCAUGUAUCCUUCAUCUAACUACAACAACCCUUACGGAGGCCCCUCCCCUUAUCCUGGACCUCCAUACUGAGUUUCUCUCUCUCCGUCCGGACAGACUUAUCGACUUCGCCGGGACAAUGUUGGCGGUAUGAAAAGACAAAAAAAAAAAUGGAAGAAAAUGACAUAAAAAAAUUGUUGAUUUAUUUAAUAAUUUUUUGUUCAGAGCUUCUAAAUGUAAGCUUCUCCUGUACUUCUCUCUCUUUGCCCUCCAAGAGGGCCUUGAUCUCUGUUUUACCUGUGUAUAAGUGUAUAUGAACACUGUAUACCUGUAUAUAUCUAUAUCUGUCUUUUGUUAGCUUCUCUAAAGAUGUCAGAAUCAGUUAGGAUUACAAGCAAAAUUAAAGCUGUUGCAAAAAUUCUUUUAAUGAAAAUCCUCUAGUGUCCUGCAGUAAUGGAAAAUAUGGUCUUAUGAGGUUAACUGCACAUUUAUAUACAUGUACGUUUCAUUGUGGGGUAAGAAAACCUGUGACAUGUAUAGAAUUAGGUAACAACAGUACAGAAUAAUAUCAGGUGAGAUGAGCUUAAAGGUGACGACGACAGUGUUGAAAUUGACGUUUGAUCACACAUAACCAAUGAGGUGUGCUGCUCCCCGAACCCAACCUAUUUGAUCCUAUCCCACGCAAGAGUUGUGUUUAUACCAAGGUUUAGAAACGGGCAUAUCAUUUUGAAGAAAAUUUACGUUCAGAAACGAGAUUUCACUUCAUAUGGACAUCCCAUAAUUUUUCAACUGUGGCACUAAUCAGGACUCUCACUAAUUCACGCAGGUUUCAUUGAGAUAAUGGAGGCUCUCACAAACUAACUCGGCUGAAGGUGCGAGUUCACUGUAUCUGCAAACGGACAUGCUGUCCCGACUAUGCAAGAUUUACUUUCAGUCUCACAACCACUGUAAAAUCACACCUUUUAGCCAGGGUGGUUUGUGAAAUUCCCCAAUUUGCCUCGUUCAAACUUAUCUGAACUCGCAAGACUCCUAAAAUGCUAAAAGGCUUUCUUGUAUUCCUGCACACCUAUCAGUGCAAAAUAUCGCACAUAAAGCAUUCAAGAUCAUGGCAUUUUCCAGUCUACAUCUAGUGAAUAUUGGCGUAAAACUGUUAUCCUGUACUAUGCUGCUUUCAAAAUGAUAUUUGGGGUUGUGACUUUGUUUCCAACAUAGGCGAGGUUGCUAUUUUGGGUAUAAUACUGUAUCUAUGCCAGUCAAGUUGGGUGGUUUCAUUUGAAGCACAUCGCAGUGUUAAUUGCUGUUGUUGCAAAAGGAAAUGGUGAAUUCCAGGGCAUUAAGUGGACCCUUUGCUAUACUACGUCUUAAACCAGUUCUGUUUUCCUCUGGUUGGUGAAAUUUGCAUAAUAAGCUUAUAACCAGAACAAGUUAACGUGAGAUUUGUAGCCAUUGUACAUUUACAUAUAUUUUUGUACAGCGGAUUUUGAUUUAUGUCUUAAACAUUUUUAGACCAUUUUUUCUAUAGGUGAUAUUAAAAAGGUUUUUAUAAGCUUGUUUUCCUUUUUUUAAAAGCAGUUCAGUGUUACUCGAGUCUUUGUAUAUCAGACAACCAAAUCUUCAGCUGGCCUGUGCGGGGAAACGGGUUGGCUGCCAUAAGCAGGAGAACAAAUCUGUACAUGGAAGAUAAUAAAAAAAAAACUGACUGAAGUUGUACCGUGAGAACCGUUGUUUGUGUUAUAUGUUUUAUAAGUAA
Liolophura sinensis is the source of this 2415-nucleotide messenger RNA. Its product is annotated as calcium-binding protein P-like. The coding region runs from base 216 to 758 and encodes 180 amino acids. The record is from RefSeq and is a predicted model, not a curated record. NCBI's taxonomy places the organism in Eukaryota, Metazoa, Mollusca, Polyplacophora, Chitonida, Chitonidae. The transcript has 4 exons.